Colletotrichum spaethianum is the source of this 903-nucleotide messenger RNA. RefSeq lists its product as uncharacterized. The record is from RefSeq and is a predicted model, not a curated record. Bases 1 to 903 code for a protein of 300 amino acids. Lineage: Eukaryota; Fungi; Ascomycota; Sordariomycetes; Glomerellales; Glomerellaceae. The transcript has 2 exons.
AUGAAGACCUUUGAAGACCUGGAACCCCAGCAAGGCUCUGGCUCACCAGCUUCGGUCUCCUCCGCCGGCGAAGACAGUGUUACGAACAAUGCAUCGUACCAGUUGCAGGUAUUUAGUGCAAAAUGCUCCCUUUGUGAAAUUACGGAUCAAUUCGUGUCCGGGUUCGUGAAGAACGAUCAAAUCUCGCUUCUAGACAGUGGGCAUUGCACAGCGCUUUACAACAAGCUCCUUUGUUGGAAGCUGUCACUUCCAGAUCAGCUCAUGACCAGCAACAGUGUCUCACCAUCCGUUUUGUUGCUCCAAGCAACAUACGAUUUUGUGGCUCUAAAGCUCCUGUUCAGCUACACGAGUCACGCCGGCACCGACCUCUUUGACGGCCGCAACGCCGCCUCGCUCCAGGUUCUCCAUGCGAGCUCCAUGAUGACGAACCUCUGGAUCUACCGCGGCAUCUACACCAUCAAGCACGAAUACUGGGCCGCCGAGUACUGCUCCUUCGUCGCCCUCGCUCUACUCCCCCGCCUAGAAACCGACACCUCGACCCCCGCCAUACAAGAUAUCAUCGGCCGCGCGUGCUGCGUCCUCAAUGAGAUGGCGCGCGCUGGUGUCUCGGGCCGCGCGCAGGAGCUGCUUGCGGGCGUCGAAGAGCGUGCAAGGGCGUUGAAGAUGCGGGUGCCGUCGUACGGACGGAAAUCGGCGACGCACGAGAGUGCUACGCCCAUGGUUCUGGUACGCGGAGUGCAUGUUUUUGACGGUGCGAAUGGCGGCAUGCUAGACACCGCGAAUGGAUCGCAUAAUGUCAGGUUCGGGCAGACUAUUGAAUACGUUCAACCGGAGAGUCUCGGCGGGAGACAAGACGGAGGAAAUGGGGGUGACGAUGUGUUUGUGUAUCGACCGCCUUGGUGA